AUGGAUGUCUACGAGUCGGCUGACGGCACCGGCUUUCAGCUCCAGUCCGGCAGUCGGCGUACAGGCCGCCGUCUGGGCUCAGUGCGUGAUCCGGGCAUCUUCCGGAACACGGACGGGUUGUACUACCUCACCUACACGACGGGUGGUGGGGCGAAUAUCGGGUUCGCACGCAGCAGCGACCGCAUCAACUGGACGCCGCUGGGGAACUAUCCGGUUCCGGUUUUUGCUUGCGCCUUGAUGCCUGGCACGGGAGAUGGCACUGGCUCUGCGAGCCUCCCGGGCUUCCGGGUUCGGCUGGUUUCCAGCGACGGACCGUCGCUGUCACCAUUCGUCACCAAGGCCUGGGGCGCC
Mesorhabditis spiculigera is the source of this 351-nucleotide messenger RNA. NCBI's taxonomy places the organism in Eukaryota, Metazoa, Nematoda, Chromadorea, Rhabditida, Rhabditidae. The record is from the annotation of a GenBank genome assembly.